Messenger RNA from Aphanomyces astaci, 1217 nucleotides. RefSeq lists its product as hypothetical. Bases 39 to 1145 code for a protein of 368 amino acids. The transcript is spliced from 3 exons. Gene Ontology annotation, molecular function: peptidyl-prolyl cis-trans isomerase activity. The record is from RefSeq and is a predicted model, not a curated record. Gene Ontology annotation, biological process: protein folding; protein peptidyl-prolyl isomerization. Lineage: Eukaryota; Oomycota; Saprolegniomycetes; Saprolegniales; Verrucalvaceae.
CAGCAGUCCACACGUUCGUCCUUGUUUGUGGUGAGAUCAUGCCAGCCAAAGUGUUCUUCGACAUUGAGAUCGGAGGCAAGAGAAAUGGCCGCAUUGUCUUCCGUCUCUACGGAGAUACCCCAAAGACAAGCGACAACUUCCGGGCGUUGUGCACAGGCGAAAAGGGUCUUGGCAAAACCACGUACAAGCCUCUGUCGUUCAAAGGGACUAUCUUCCAUCGGAUCAUCAACGAUUUCAUGUGCCAAGGGGGCGACUUCUCCAACCGCAACGGGACGGGUGGCGAGUCCAUUUACGGCGGUAAAUUCAGAGACGAGAACUUCCUGCAUGCGCAUUCGAAGGCAGGGUUGUUGAGUAUGGCCAAUUCCGGCCCCAACACCAACGGAAGCCAGUUCUUCAUCACGCUGGCACCGACCAAGCACCUCAAUGGGAAGCAUGUCGUGUUUGGCGAAGUGGUUGAAGGCAUGGACGUCGUGCGGGCGAUGGAGCGAGUGCCCAAGGGGCGCAAUGACAAACCCGAGCAGGAUGUGGUCAUUGCAGACUGCGGCGAAGUCUCCGACAAAACCAGCGAGGUUGGGAGCAAGAAGGACGACAAACGAGCUGCGAAGGAAGAGAAAAGGGCAUUGAAGCGGGCGAAGAAGGACAAGAAGAAGGCCAAGAAGGAGGCCAAGAAGAAGCGAAAGCACGAGCGCAGCAGCGACUCACCCGACGGCCGAACACCUCCGAAGUCUCAAAACCAGCGACCCAGUCGAAGUCCCCUCAGCACUCCGCCUCGAAAUGCCAACAAGAAGAGCCCUUCCUCGAGCCCAUCCCCUGAUCGCCGUGGGAGAAGCCGCAGUCCUCGCCGAGGUGACAAAAGACGCUCCUCAAGUCCUCGGCAUUCAAGAAGCCGCAGUCCUCGCCGAGGUGACAAAAGACGCUCCCCAAGUCCUCGGCAUUCAAGAAGCCGCAGUCCUCGCCGAGGUGACAAAAGACGCUCCCCAAGUCCUCGGCAUUCAAGAAGCCGCAGUCCUCGCCGGGGUGACAAAAGACGCGCUUCAAGAAGCCGCAGCCCCCGCCGACAGGCUAGACGACGCUCACCAAGUCCUUAUCGUCCACGAAGCCGAGAUGACAAAAGGCGCUCCCCGAGUCCCUCCCGAAAGCACUAGCGACCUUAUUCAUUAGGGUUAAUAUUGUGCACUUUUCACCCAAAUUUGGAGUCAUUUAGCCCAUUUGAUCCA